This is a messenger RNA of Erigeron canadensis, 1086 nucleotides long. RefSeq names its product F-box/kelch-repeat protein At3g23880-like. The record is from RefSeq and is a predicted model, not a curated record. The transcript is spliced from 3 exons. Gene Ontology annotation, molecular function: protein binding. NCBI's taxonomy places the organism in Eukaryota, Viridiplantae, Streptophyta, Magnoliopsida, Asterales, Asteraceae. Bases 1 to 1086 code for a protein of 361 amino acids.
AUGGCGUCUGAUGAUAUUGAUAUUGAUACGAUGGAGCAAAUCCUGAUACGAUCGGAUGUAAAAGAUCUGGUGAGAUGGAAGGGCGUGUGUAAGUCAUGGUAUUCUUUCAUCUCCACUCCUUAUUUUACUGAUUCUCACUCAAAACAACAUGCUAAUUACAACAACAACAAUAAUGAUACUGAAAGGAUCGCUGGGAGCGAUUCCAGUCGUCUUAUAGAAAAUAGGUUGGUUGUGGUUGGUUCUGCCAAUGGUCUUGUAUGCGUCUCUCCCAAAGGUCUUCAACUUGUAGUUGUUAAUCCAUGUACUACACAGACCAUCAAAAUUCUUCAAACCCCACCCGAACCUCUUCCCGAGAGCGACCGUAGGUGGGAUUUGGUUUGGGGCUUCGGUUAUGAUCCAUCCAACAAUGACUUCAAGAUUUUACUAGGCCUUGUGAAGAAGAGACGAACCACACGUUUUUAUGUUCUUUCAUUGAAAACAUGUAUUUGGAAGUUUAUUCAAGAAGUCGACUAUGUAAAAAGUUGGAGCGAUAGUGUUUCCGGCAUCUUAUUUGAUGGCGCACUUCACUGGCUUAUGAUGAAUCAUGAAACUAAAGACCUGGCCAUUCUUUCUUUUAAUUUAUCUCGCGAGGAAUUUACAAAGCCUCGACUACUACCCGACGGCCAUUCUGCUAAACGUGACAGACAUACGUCGUACACGCUUGGGGUCAUGAAAGAAUCUCUACAUCUUUAUGAAUGUAAAUCUGGGUUGUCCACCAAGAUAUGGGUAUUGAGAAACCACAAGAUUAGUCGAAAACAAUCUUGGAUUAAAGUAGCAUUAAUUAGAAAGGAUUUUCUUGCCUUGCAUACUGACCCAAGUGUACCUAGGAUUGACAGUUCUGCAGCUCGAUAUUCUUCACCGUAUCCAGAAUAUCGUCUGUCAAGUCAUGCAACUGCUCUAAAAACAGAGGAACGAAGUCCCUUGAACUUGCAUGUAUUACCUGGUUCUUCUACUACUGCUCCAUAUACAGUAUAUUUAGUGAAGUCGGAUCUUCCACCAACCUAUGGAAACAUGGAGGAGAGGAGUCCCAACCCUUCACGCCAAUAA